Marasmius oreades (fairy-ring Marasmius) is the source of this 3480-nucleotide messenger RNA. RefSeq lists its product as uncharacterized. The record is from RefSeq and is a predicted model, not a curated record. Gene Ontology annotation, biological process: mismatch repair. Gene Ontology annotation, cellular component: nucleus. Lineage: Eukaryota; Fungi; Basidiomycota; Agaricomycetes; Agaricales; Marasmiaceae. The transcript is spliced from 11 exons. Gene Ontology annotation, molecular function: ATP-dependent DNA damage sensor activity; ATP binding; mismatched DNA binding. The annotation marks the transcript as partial.
AUUGUUUCUGUCAGUUCCUUCCUCGCAGGCGAAACUGUGCAACUCUCUCGACCGUUUUUUAUGUUCACCAUCUUCGUAUGGUGAAGCGAACAAGUAUCAUUCUUGGCUCCUUUCCCCAUAGUCAGCCUCUACGUCGCACUUUACAUAUCACCAGUCCCAUUGCCAACUCAAAUUAUCCGGACGCGUCGUCCAAGCCUUUGUCGCGCAAAUCCAGAGGAGUCAAAACAACAAAGGAUUAUACUGAUUUACCUAAACGACACGUAAACCCUGAUGGAACGAUUGCUGUACCCCUAGAGCAUUGGUGGGGAGGAGAACACGGAAGCGAGGAUAAAUCUUACAAGACAGCCCUAUUUUCCAAUUCUACGAUAGGAUCAGCCUUUCAGAAAGCGCACAUACAACAUGCGAACCGUGGUGACGACGAGACAUCCUUUUCCCUUGUCGAUGAUAAUGAUGCUCCUGGUGAGAACCAGCUCAAGGAUAACAACGUUUCAAAAUCAAGGCGAGGUCGAAAGCCCAAGUCAGGGGUUGAGAGGCCAACCGAUCUUAAUGUGAAAGCCGCUCCAAAGAAACGCGCAGUCUUCAAAAUCGAAAGCGUAACAACGGACGCGCACGACAUUGAGCCCGGAAUCUGUGAGGCCGACGAGCCGGAAAACAUUCGACCUCAAAAUACUCUGGCCAAAGAAAUACUGGAGAACCUUUCCCAAUUUCCUCAUUGUGUACUCCUUACCCGUGUUGGACAAUUUUAUGAAUCCUAUUUUGACCAAGCUGUCGAGGUGGCUUCGCUCCUCAAUAUCAAGCUAGCCAAGCGCAAAUGGGGAGGAAGACCAAUUGCUAUGUGCGGCUUUCCCCUUCCACACCUUGAUAAACACCUCAAGGUUCUCGUUCAGCAAAACAAACGCUUCGUUGCCAUGUGUGAAGAGUUUCCAAGGUACCACUCCGGUGGUAAACGCGAGUUCGAACGACGCGUAGUACGCGUUAUCACCCCUGGAACGCUCAUUGACGAAUCGUUUUUGAACCAAUAUGAAAACAAUUUUUUAUUGGCAGUUGCCUCAACAGCAUCUCCUGAGAGGGACAGUGAUAAUACGUUUGUUGGCCUCGCCUGGAUCGACGUGUCGACCGGGGAGUUUUUUUCUAAAGUUGCUCCUUCUGAAAGUGUACGUGAUGAAGUUACACGAAUCGGGCCCAAAGAGGUCCUUCUCCAACAAACACACAGAAAGGAAACCAGCAAUUCGCUUGUGGCUGUCCUCGAAGAAACAGAUACCGUGAUCUCCUUCGUCGAUAUCUCGCAAGAGAGUCUUUCGGAAUUAAAUACGGGGAGCACGUCGGGAAGAGCGUGCGGCGUGGCGGACGAGAUCAUCUUACCACAAAAGCAAGUGUCUGCUUCUACUCCGGACGUCUACUCCCUUGAAGAAAGCAUAGCGAUAAGCUUGUUGACAAGGUAUCUGCAACUCAAUCUUCUCCAGCAUAUGCCUCCCUUGCUGCAACCGAAUCGUGAACACCUUGGUGGACGAAUGCAAAUUGACUCUCAUACCAUUAUGGCCCUCGAGAUACGCGAAAGGUUAUGCGAGGGCAGUGCAAAAGGCAGUUUGAUGAGCGUGAUAAAACGUACCCUUACUACCGGCGGAACUCGCUUACUCUCACGAUGGCUCUGUUCUCCAAGUACAUCUAUCGAAGAAAUCAAUGCAAGACAGUCGCUUGUGGCGUUUUUCUACGAACGGCCCCAUUUCCGUUCUGACCUUUGCGUCCUCCUUGCACGUGUGGAGGAUGCCGGUAGGAUCGUGCAGAAGUUCCUUCUAGGACGUGGUGAUCCAGGUGAUUUGUCUUCACUAACGGCAGUAAUCAAAACAUGGGCUUGCAUCGCGGAGAAAAUACACUUGGAACGUGAAGUAGAAUCCAGCGAACGGUCGGACUUCAACCGUAACCUGGAAUGGACCAGUAUCGAUGCACUACUUUCGCGACUUGCCGAUCUCGAACAACUCGCCAGCAGGCUAGACGGAGCGAUCGUAACAGGUGAUGGCCAACUGGACAAUGGAGCUUCCUUCCGUGCCGACGAGAGUUUCGUGACCGGACCUGAAAAUUCUGCUCUUACCUUCAAUAGGCACGACUGGAGGUAUGGCCGAACACGAUUCGGUAUUAAGAUCAAUCCGCAAUUUUCGGUCGAACUCCGACAGGCUCAUUCGACUCUGCAGAAUCUAUUGGAUCAAAAGGAGAAGCUAGAAGAACAUUUACAAGUCAAGUAUGAUGCUCCAUCGUUGACCCUUCGUUCAUCACCUGCUCAAGGGAUGCAUGUACAUCUGGCGAAAUUUAAACGUGACCAGACCAAACUCAAGAACAAUCCUGCGUUUGUCCCCAUAAGUGAAACCGGGACCACGAAAUGCUACUUUUACCAGGAAUGGUCUCGACUUGGCACGCAAAUCUUCAACGCUGCACUGGCCCUUUCUGCUGCCGAGAGGGACGCUUUUGAGGGUCUUCGUCAAGAGAUUACUAGUCAUGCUUCAAGCAUAAGGCGGAACGCACGUGUAUUGGACGAGCUUGACGUUACCCUCGCUUUUGCGAACCUUGCUGUUGAGAUGAAUUUUGUGAGACCGACUCUGCUAGAUGAUUGUAGCUAUCAUGUGGUGAACGGAAGACAUCCAACUGUUGAACUAGGUCUCCUUACUUCUGGGAAAAUAUUUACCCCGAAUUCUGUUCAGCUCACUCCCACUUCCAACUUGCAUAUUAUUACCGGACCCAACAUGGCCGGAAAAUCCACCGUGCUGCGUCAAACUGCCCUUAUCUCCAUCUUGGCCCAGACUGGCUCGUUCGUGCCCGCAGAUUUAGCGAAGAUUGGAAUCGUGGACAGAUUAUUCUCGCGAGUGGGCGCCAAAGAUGACCUCUUCCACGACAGAAGCACAUUCAUGGUAGAAAUGCUCGAAACGGCGGAGAUUCUUCGUCGAGCAACUCCGCGGAGUCUUGUGAUCAUGGAUGAGGUCGGACGAGGCACUACAGUUAAUGACGGGCUUGCCAUUGCUUUUGCGUCCAUUCAUCAUUUGGUUUCUGUUAACCGAUGCCGAGCUCUUUUUGCUACUCAUUUCCAUGAGCUAUCGGAUAUGUUGGGUCAUUCGCUCUCUGGACAAGGUCGCGGGAUAUUUCGGAAUGUCUCCUUUUACUGUACCGAGGUGGACGAGCUUCAGGACGGCUAUUUUGCAUACUCUUAUCGUUUACGACGGGGGGUUAAUCGAGACAGUCACGGACUCAAAGUCGCGCAACUCGCCGGAAUGCCUGAAGAAGCUGUUUCCGUGGCGCGUAAUGUUCUGGAUGCGUUGCAGCAACAAAAAUUACGAAGUUACGAUGCACAGCAGCUCGCAUCUCUCGGUCAAGUGGUGACCGGCGACUGCUCAAGGGUAUAGCCACUCUGAUUGCCACGACCUGCACUUGGUAUAAUAGUGUAUAAUAUAUAUAUCUUGCAUAUAAAAUACUUUUCCUACGAAGAUACUCAAC